AUGAUGUCCCAGGAAGAUCUUGUUAAAUUUGAAUCUCUUUGUAGAUCCAUUUACGGCCAGGUUGAUAACGAUAGAAAAGAAGCGGAGAGACAACUCCACAUGUUCCAAAAAUUGGAGAAUUAUCCAAAGCUUAUCAUGAUAUUCGAUGCAAGUGUAGAUCCUCAUGCUCUCUUUUUUGCAUCCUCACAAAUUACCAAGAUGAUUACAAAUAAUUGGAAUAGCUUCUCCGCAGAAAAGAAGACCGAUUUGAGAAAUUAUUUAUUAAACUAUCUGGCAAAGAGAGGAAUUGAAGUUCCCAAGUUUGUAUCAUCAGGAUUACUGAAACUCGUUGGUAGAUUAACAAAAUUGGGAUGGCUAGAGGAUCAACAAAAUCGAGAUCUUCCCGAGCAAAUUAAAAAGUACUUUAUACAAGUUACGAACCCACAACUUUCCAUUGUUGGACUCAGAAUUUUAAACAGCAUCAUUGAAGAAAUGAACACAUUAACAACACGAAAAAGCUUAACUCAACAUCGUAAAAUUGCAGUCUCAUUCAGAGAUUUGGCAUUGCGAGGCAUUUUUGAAACUUCUCUUUUUACAUUGAAAGAUGUAUUGAGAUCUUUGAGUGGAAUGGGCCUCAAUAUUGGAGGAAUGAAUAAUAAUCUUCAGGCCAACGAGGCUCUUUGUCAAGAAGCCUUAGAAUUGACACUAAGUUGUCUUAAAUUUGACUUUGUCGGUAUUUUUCCAGAUGAAUCAUCGGAAGAUGUAGGAACCAUUCAGAUACCUGGAGCUUGGAGACCUUUGUUUGAGGAAUCGGACACGUUGGAACUUUUUUGGAAUUUAUAUUCAACUCUUGGAAAUCCAAAACUUCGUAAAGAUGUCUUGCAAAUUCUUGUGCUAUUGUGCAGCGUGAGAAGGUCAUUAUUUACAGGCGAUGACGAGAGAAAGGAUUUUCUUUCGAAAUUUAUUGAUGGCAUGUCUGCAGUUUUGAAAACGAGAUUUGGACUUGAUGAUCAAGACACGUAUAAUGAAUUUUGCAGACUCUUGGCACGAAUCAAAUCCAACUUCCAGUUGAACGAGUUUGUCAUUUGUAAAGGUUAUGUACAAUGGCUAGAUUUGAGUGCUACAUUUUCUCAAGAGAGUUUCAAGUCUUUGGAAUGGUCUAACCAAAGCGUUUAUUACAUUUUAAACUUGUGGUCGAGACUUGUUGCCUCCAAACCCUAUCUCAAAGCAGAACACGAAAGCUAUCUCGACAAGUAUGUUCCAGAGAUUUCAAAGCAAUACACCAUUUCCAGAUUAGAGUAUGCGAGAUUGUGCGCCAAUGAUGACAGUGUUGAAAAUCCUUUGGAACACAAGGAAAAUCUCGAUGAACAGCUUGAUGCUAUACCACAACUCAUUCACUUUGAUUACAAAGUUUCAGGACAGCAUUUGACUGAACUUUUUGAUCCAGUUCUACAAAUGUAUAUAGAAGCAGUGAACACAAAUAUUCCACUACCAACUCUAAACGAAUUAGAGCUAAAGCUCACUUGGCUAACGUAUAUCGUUGGUUCAGUUAUUGGAAAGCGAUAUGUCAGUUCAUUAUCUGUGGAAGAAGCAGAAUUAUUGGACGGUACAUUAUCUGCCAGAAUUCUAAGACUCAUUCCUUUAAUUGAUAUUAGAAUUAAGAAUUAUUCUCACACUGACUACUUGCAUGAUGCAUCCUUGCAACAUUUGGAAUUUUCUCUCCUCUAUUUCAUGAAAAGUUUUAAAAAGUCAUAUUUGGGAGACGCUUCUGGCUCUGUUGGAAAUAGCAGUACCCCAAAGAUAUUUACAAGACUUUACGAAUUGUUGAAUAUUGCAGGAGAACAACUUCAAGUGUUGAACAUUUUCAUUGGAAAAAUAGCUAGUAAUCUUAAAGUAUGGGCUCGUAUCGACAAUAUUGUUACUGAAACAAUGAGUUUAUUCGAUGAUAUUGCCUCUGGCUAUUUGAGUGCAAAACUCGCAUCCAAACUUGAAACUACUCGAUACUUGUUGUUGAAUCAUGGCCCAGAAAACUUCCCAUUCCUGAAUGAAAUCACCAACCUGAGACAACGAACUGCCUUCUACAAGACACUCUGCAAGCUAUUAUUCCUUCAAAACUAUACAGAAGAUGAUUUUCUUUCAUUUAUUAAGCCACUCGAAUCGGUCAGUGAUCGUCUCAAUGCCAUCGAUAACCCAGAAGUUUUCAAACAAGAUGGAGUCAAGAAUGCCCUGAUUGGCUGGUGUCGUGAUUUGAGAGGUAUUGUCAUUGGUUGCAAUAACAAGAGGACCUAUACAUUUUUCUUUGACUGGUUUUUCGACAAGUAUAGCAGUAUUUUAGAGAAGGCAGCUCAAGUAUGGUAUGACAAUCAAUUCGUCAUGAAUUCAUUGCUGAAGUUCUUGGCAGAUUUUGUCCUCAACAAGAACCAAAGAAUUUGUUUUAGUUACAGCUCACCACAUGGAAUUUUAAUUUUUAAAAAAACCAGCUCCAUUCUUACAAACUAUGGUCAACGUUUACAAAAUGUGCCCAUCCGAGAUAAGGCCUAUGACGAAAAGUAUAAGGGAAUUUGUACAAGUAUGAACAUUUUAUCGAGAUGUCUUGCUGGAAAGUAUUGCAACUUUGGUGUGUUUGAUUUAUACAAGGAUCCGUCAUUGAAUGAAGUUUUGAAUACUGUGCUACGUUUGGCACUCAGCAUUCCAUACUCUGAGAUUAUGGCCUAUCCAAAAUUAUGCCGAGCAUACUAUGGCCUUAUGGAGACUCUAUUCCAAGAACAUACGCAUACCAUUAUCAAGUUUGAAACACCAAUCUUUUUGCAAAUUUUAAAGUCACUCGAAGAAGGUGUCUCGAUUGAAGAUUUGGGAUUAUCCUCUCAGAUUUGUGCAGCACUCGACAAUCUCUUUACCUUCUACUAUACUCAAGCGAAAAAGAAUACACCAGAUGCCCAGCUAUUAGCCAGUCACCUUAAACAAAAUAUUGACCUCAUUCCAAACAUGCUUUCUCAAUUUUUCAGAAUUAUUAUUUUAGAAGAGUGUGGUAAUCAGUGGAGUUUGUCAAGAACCAUGUUAGUGCUCAUUGUACUCAAUCCUCCAUUCUAUGAAACAUUGAAGCAGGGUAUAAUUAGUUCAGUGGCUGGAAAUGACCCUGAAAGGAUCACCAAAGUGAGAGAAGCCUUUGAUAAACUCAUGGACGGUGUUGAGAUGAAUUUGGAAGCUAAAAAUCGUGACAAAUUCACAGGCAAUCUCAUAACUUUUAGGCAAGACGUAAGAAAUGUUCUAUAG
Messenger RNA from Naegleria lovaniensis, 3252 nucleotides. RefSeq lists its product as uncharacterized. The record is from RefSeq and is a predicted model, not a curated record. Bases 1 to 3252 code for a protein of 1083 amino acids. The transcript has 2 exons. NCBI's taxonomy places the organism in Eukaryota, Heterolobosea, Eutetramitea, Acrasida, Naegleriidae. Gene Ontology annotation, cellular component: cytoplasm; nuclear pore. Gene Ontology annotation, molecular function: nuclear export signal receptor activity; small GTPase binding. Gene Ontology annotation, biological process: protein export from nucleus.